Messenger RNA from Sciurus carolinensis (gray squirrel), 3279 nucleotides. RefSeq names its product caspase recruitment domain family member 6 (gene Card6). The record is from RefSeq and is a predicted model, not a curated record. NCBI's taxonomy places the organism in Eukaryota, Metazoa, Chordata, Mammalia, Rodentia, Sciuridae. Gene Ontology annotation, biological process: regulation of apoptotic process.
AUGGCUGCUGAGAGUGCUCCCUCAGAAAUCAUAGAAAGACAAAGAAAAAAGUUGCUUAAUAUCCCACAAGAUCCAGAUUCAAUCUUGGACACGUUAGCCUCUCGACAGCUGAUUUCUGAGGAAGAGUACGAGACUCUAGAUAAAGUUACAGACCCCUUGAAGAAAAGUCGAAAGCUGUUAAUUUUGGUACAGAAAAAGGGAGAGGUGAGCUGUCAGUAUUUUCUCAAGUGUUUACUUAGUACUUUUCCAGAGUCAGCUACCACGUGCUUGUUCUUUUCAGAACUUUUAAAAACCAAGGAUAGAGCAGCUCUUCAAUCCAUAAGUAAGAAUUUGGAAACUACUUUUUCCUCUAGAAAGGAAAAAAACAAGAAUCCUGAGAUCAAAGUGCUUCCAAAGGAAAAAGAACACUUGGAUCUGAAAACCUCUGCAUUCUCCAGGGACAAAACUAGUUACCAGGAAACCGCUUUGUCCUCAGGGGAGUUAGAGAAGGAAUUUGACACUCCAAAAAUCAUGUGCCAUGUUCCGUCAAAAGAGUUGAAUAUAAUUCCAGCAACAAUUACAUAUUUAAAGGAUGGACAGAGAUAUGAGGAGCCCGAUGAUUCUUUAUACGUAGCAGAAGGGGAACAUCCAGGUUCUGCUGGAUACACUGAAGAUGCAGAAACUACUGUGUAAGAAGGAGAUUUUGAUGUUCCAGAGCAUAUUGCUCAUGGUGGUAAAGAGGACUCGAGUGGUUCAGCCAUGGGAUUCUCUGAUGAAAACAUUUCUGAGGAGUCAGAAACCAGCAUGACAUUGGAGGAGGGGGAUAAAUAUCUGGAAGAAAGAAAGGUAUUUAAAGAUGUACUUUCCUGUUUGAACAUGGAUAGAAAUAGAAAACUUCUGCCAGAUUUUGUUAAACAGUUCUCCUUGGAUCAUGGAUGUAGGUGGACACCUGAGACUCCAGCAGAUUUAGCCUGGAAUUUCCUGAUGAAAGUUCAAGCACUGGAUGUGACAGCCAGAGAUUCAAUCCUCAGGCGUAGGGUUCUGGAUGAAGACAGCAAAGAGGAAUUGCUGACUGCACUGGAAAAGUUGGAAAUCGAAGACAUACAAACCAUUAAUCCCCUUGAUGUGCUUUGUGCCUCCAUGCUGUGUUCAGACAUCUCCUUGCAACGAGAAGUCAUGUCAAACAUGUAUCAAUGCCAGUUUGCUCUUCCCCUGCUGCUGCCAGACUCAGAAAACAACAAAAGUAUCUUAAUGCUGGGGGCCAUGAAGGGCAUUGUGAAGAAGCAGUCAAGGCAGUCCUUAGGAGGCCCCAUGGGGGAUUCAGAAAAGUUAUUGAGUCUCAUGAAGAUGCCUAUCAUCUCUUUUGUACGUCUAGGACACUGUAGUUUCAAGUCCAGAAUCCUCAAUGCACUGCUCAGCCGACCACUGAAAACACACAAAAUCUUUCUUCAUCACGAUUUGUCUGUUCCAGUGCUUCGGCAAAUAUCUGAUGGCCUAGUUGAGAUAACAUGGUGUUUUCCUGAUAGUGAUGAUCACAAAGGAAAGCCCUGGAUUUUCCAAAAGGCUGUUGCUGUGACCAACCUUCGUGGAGACCUAGACAGCUUCUGGACACAGUUUGGGCUUUUGGUGGAAGUGUCCUCGGCUAUCUUUUUUUUCGCUGACUGCCUAGGUAAGAAGGAAUGGGACUUGCUAUUGUUAGGAGACGCUGUCAUUCAAAGAUGCUACUUUGUACUCAGUCCCCAAGCCAUGAGUGAAGAGGCUCAGAUCUUCCAGAGGACCUUGAAACUGAAACCAUCACAGCUACUGUUUUGGGAAGAAGCUGGGGACAAAAGGAAGAACAUGGAGGGCAUUCAAGCUGCCCUCCAGGAAGUGAUGUCCUCUUCACUCAGAUGGUCUGUGGAGGAUAUGGCCUCCCUAGCCAGACUGGGUAUUCAGGUAGACCAAGACUUUGAGAAUGCUCAAGGGAUUCAAGUUUUCCCUAAUGUAAAUAUGACUGGAACAGCUGAAGGUGAGGGGCAGCGAAGAUAUAGUCAACCAAAAAACUCAUUUGAAAGCCAAGCUCUGAGGCCUAUGAGAGAACCAGGGGUUGCAGGUGAAGUCAACCAAAAUUUUCAGAAUUUUAUCCACUCUCCAGUAUUUGUGUCUCACCUAGAAAAUGCCUGGCCUCACCCAAACCAAAUUGGAGGUGACUUUGACCGUGUUUCCUUGGAAUCUCCCUGGGUUAUGGGCUCCCACUCAGGGUCAGAGCAGAGAUCUAAAUGGUUCUGUGCUUCAUCCUUUUGGAAUUCAAGAUCUCAUAAAAAAGGUCAAGGUUUGGGUAUCCAAUACUCCCAACUCCAGAGAUUUUAUUCAGGUGGAAAAUUCAUAAAAUUUCAAGCACUUCUUGGAAGCACCUUGAAUCGAACACUUGGAAGACCACCAAGACCCAGUUCUCAGAGUGUGUGGGCUUGUCCUGAGAGACCACAAAAUGGAGUUCUUGAGAAGUUUGGAGCAGUAGUCUCUGUGGUAGGUUGCCUACAUUCUCUAGGUUCACAGCUGGCAGGACCAGCAGAACCACAGCCCAGGCAAGCCCAGGCCCCAGGAAGAAAACUUACUGAAGUAACUGGAAAAUUUAUGAGAACAGCCUCCCCUAUAAAAGAUCCUCACCCUCAGUACUGGCCAACAGGAAACACACAAAAACUAGUAAGACCUGCUUCUCAGCAAGGAAAACAAAUGAUGGCUCAGGGUGGGUCUUGAUUCAGUUUUCAAACAGGAUCUCAUUCCACAUCUAAGAGCAAACUUUUACCCAGCUCUCAGUUCAUAUCCCAUCAGCCUAAGCCAUCCCAGGUCAAGCACUUCCAGCCCAAAUCCUCCCAACCUGGGUCUUCUCAAGCAAGACCUUUUCAGACCAAAGCCCCUCGGCCACAGACCUCCCACGCUAAGCCUUCUCAGCCCAGACCCAUUCAAACUAAAUCAUCCCAGACCCAUCCCUCACAGACCAGAGCAAUAUCAACAAAGAGCAGGGCCCCAAAGGGUAGGGAAGCGUUAAAGAGUAUAACCAGAGACAAGAUGUACCCUUUAUCUAGGCCCUUCCUGUCAUAUAGUACAGUAACCGAAAAGAAUUCAGUGAACGUUUAAGACUACUGUCAUUAGCAUGACAUAAUCAAGAUAGGGCAAAGCCUAAUUGGUUUUCAUUAAAGUAUCCGUAAGAGGACUGGGAUUGUAGCUCAGUGGUAGAACACUUGCCUGGCAUUUGUGAAGCCCUGGGUUCGAUCCUCAGCAGUGCAUAUAAAGAAAUAAAAAUAAUAAAUAAAGAAUCCA